Macrobrachium nipponense is the source of this 950-nucleotide messenger RNA. RefSeq lists its product as uncharacterized. The transcript has 2 exons. The record is from RefSeq and is a predicted model, not a curated record. The coding region runs from base 117 to 419 and encodes 100 amino acids. NCBI's taxonomy places the organism in Eukaryota, Metazoa, Arthropoda, Malacostraca, Decapoda, Palaemonidae.
UGGCAAUGGGAAUGGUGUAUAUAAAAGCGACGACUUGUGUUAGGCUGUACAGAAUCGACAGCGAGGUUCCAGGAUAAAUAUCUCAAGCCCGGAGAUUACGAUAACACGUAACCAUCAUGGUUUCAAAGGUCGUCAUAUUCUUACUCGGAUGCUGCGCGGUCCUCUCUUACGUGCACGCCGGAUCCAUCGUGAGGCAGGAACCCUCCAACACAACGACCGUGGCACCAGAGGAAGAAGAAGUAACAGAAGAAGGGAGCGGUUUCUCUGUGAAUCAGACGGAACCGGUUCUGGUCGUUUACGACUACGUAGUCGUCUUCGGGUUUAACGACACAGACGCCAGCGAUGACGACAUCUUCCCCACGCCUUCCGAUUACGACGAUGACGGUGAAGAUGAGGAGACUGUCAUCAUUUUCGAUUAGAAACGACCGAAGCCUAAAGUAGAUUCACAUCCUGAUUGACCGUUGAUAAGCCAGUCACUGUGCUGGAAACUCUCAGUCUCUCGAGAGAAUUCUCACAGGCAGGAUGUGUGCUCCUCCACCUCUCCUGACUGACACCUCUUUCAAAAGUAUCCCUCAGGUGAGGUGUAGCAUGCGUACGUCCUGCCUAUGUGAACUCUCGAGGGAGACUGAGAGUUCCCAGCCCUGUGAUUGGCUUAUCAACAUCCAAUCGGGAGCGUCGUAAGGGACGGUCCUAGACAUCUGUUGCGCGGGUGAUGUGAAUCUACUCUUUUAUAUAGUACAUUCGUCGCCCUAAAUACAAUCUGAUGUUUUCACCGAAGGGACGGGAACUUUCUUGUCAGCGCGUCGGUUGCUGCUGGAGGCUUUGUUCAAGAAGGGACUUAGCUUCCACGCUCUGGGCAUUUAUUUAUGGAAUGGGGAGUCUUCGCCAUUUGUAAUUAUAAUAGGGUAAUGAAUCUGUAAAUUUUAGAAAAAUAAACUAUAUAUCUGACA